UCUCUUUUAUGUUGCAGGCGAUUAGCACCUUGAGGCGAAAGAGAGUCCAGGUCGCGACCAAGUUUGGCAGGGAAUCCGAUGUGAUCCAGCUGAAUCAUCUGGGAGACGAAAUCCUGUGAAGUCCACACCCUAUAUAAUUCCAUAGGGCCAGGGAUAAUGCAAGACUGGAAUAGGGAUUAAUGGGUCCGCCGCGCCAUGGAUCUGGAAAAGCGUCAGGCCUGCAGCUCCGGAGAUCCAGACCGCCCGGCGAUGAGCAGCGCCUUGUUCCUCAGGAGAAAGCCGCCGCAUCUUCAGGGCGGAGAAAGCGGAAAGCGGCUGAAGAAUCAGCGGCCGCAAGAGAAAAGAAAAGGUUGCAAUCUAUAGUAAUCCAAAUGGUCCACGAGAAAUCUCCUGGCAAGAUUAUGGACUUGGCCAAGAAGAUGCUCGAAGAUCCAAAACCAACGCCAACGCCAGAGACUUCUGAAGAGACUGAAGAUGAUCCGGGAAUCGUUGAGAGAGCAUUUCAAGGGGAGUAUCAGACUGUGGGGGGAGUAGACAACGUUGAUCUCUUGCGUCAGAAGAUUGAAGAAACAGGAACAUCCUGGGUUGCAAAGAAUCGGAUAGCACCUGUCGUUACUCUAGUGCAGUCGAGUGGCUGGGGAAAGUCGAGGACUAUCUGCGAGCUUGCAAGUCGAGGUGUGUUCGUGGUUUACUGCUCCUUUGCAUCUGCCACCACUACUUACCCGCCAAGGUCUGCCAUUGCGGACUUCUUCUACACAAGCGCCGUCAGGUUGCUCAGCUCGGGUUCUCGGCUUGUGUCAGAGAGCAGGUUUAUGCUCUUCUGCAUGCACUACUUCUCGUCGUGCAUCGAUGUCGCCGUGGACAAGCAGUUGGCGGCAGAGGACUUCCUGCAGGAACUAAUGCUUGGAGAGGAAUUCUGGCGUCUAGUGCAGGCCAAGAUUGAGAGUCGACAAAAACAGUGGGAACGCCGCUAUCCUGCACUUGAAAAGGUACUGCUGGAGGAGCCUAGUAGAGCGACCAAUGUCUGGGGCGCAUGGGAAGAUCGGGUACAUCGGCGAAUGCGGAAUACCGACAAACUGAAGCAGUUACCGGAUCCUCCCAAAGGAAAACUCAAGGUUUUGUUUGUCAUGGAUGAAGCUGGAUGGUUUGGCAGGUGUGAUGAUCAUCGAGCUUUUGCUGCAUUUGAUCCUGCAAGAAGGGCUGCCAGGCUGUUUCCAGGGACUGGAGAGGUCGUUGCCUUAUAUACAGACACCAACGAUUUUGCUGGGAGCAAUGUUGCACCUCCAUGUAGGCCGCACAGCAGCGACCGAGUAGCUGCACAUGGAAUGGCAGUAUCACAUCCAGCGUACUGCUUUUUCCCGGCACACUCCCCAUCAGACACAGGAACAGGUAGCCUUCCGCUUGCCAAAGUGGAAAAUCUUGGUCGUCUGGUCGCUUAUGGUCGGCCGCUCUGGCAAGCACUGUUAAAGGCUAACGGAGAUCCUCAGGAGGUAUUAACUCUGGCUGUCAACAAGCUCCUUGGCGGCGCGAAUUCGCUCAGCAAAUUUGUGGACCAAGGUUUUAUGUUGGAAGAGGCUCCUUUGGCCAUACUUGGCUGCAGGGUGUGCCUCGACAUCAACCCUCAGGCCAGAGUUGUCGCCGGCUUGGUUGCGAGGCACCUGCUUAGCGUGGUGUCUAUCUCUGACGACCGGGAGCAUGUUUGGACGGAUUGGGCCGUCGAGCCAGUGGUUGCAGCGGCUGCAGCAAUGGCUUUGCGUGCGGGGCGAAAGCGGACAGGGUGGCAAUACUGUCUCGAAAAACUUGAGGACGGGCUGAUGCGUGGCUGGGUUGAUCGAGGUUACCGGGGCGAGCUUGUUGCACGAGUGCUGCUAUUACUCGCAGUGGACAGUCUGCAGAAAGAUGCAUGGAGGUGCUUCACUUUUGACGAGCUAUGCCGUGGCCUUUGCGGCACGUCGCUGUCGGAUCUCAGAAGAGCAGAGCUGGGAGUGGAAGACGAGGAGAAGGGCCUUAAAAAUGUUGGUGACGCCAAGUUUCUUUGCUUGCAGUUCAGGAAAACUGACAUUCCACUGAAGGAGCUCACAGCAGAGAAUCUGCUUGCAUUUGGAAAGGCGGGUGUUGGCAUUAUUUGCAGUGGAGGCAUAGACAUUAUCAUCGUAGGCUUUUUCGGUGGUACGUUCAGCUUGGAGACGAUGACCGCCAUUCUGGUGAAAGUGAAGAGGACGAAGACGCUAGGCGACUUGGAUUUGGCAUAUGCUAAAUGUAGCCCGGAGUUUUCUGGGAUGGUGGCUCUACUCGAGGUACCAUACGUGAGCUUGCUCGUGAAUGUUGCUGACAGUUCCAGUGACGAACUUGGAAACUCAGAACGACAAAGCGUCAGUUUCAAAACUGGGAAACUCGUUAAAGCGGCAUUAAUGAAGAAGAUGCCUGCAAAUGUUUCGAUGGAAGUGGCACUCCAGGAAACACACCCAAAUUGCGAAGGUGUUGAGCUAUGGGGAAAGGAGAAAGGAAUGUUGUCCAGGAGCAAAAGACGUUCCUUACGGAAUGUCGAGGCAUGGAAACGAUAUUUUACUCGGGUUGAUGACGAUCUCCAACACAUCGUGGCUAUUAAAGGCUUGCAGGCAUUCUCAUCCAGGGACCAAGUGAAACCCCUGGUUGACAUGUCUCUGAAAUCCGCUCCAGGGAUGAGGCGGUUAGAGGAGAGGAGUCAGAAGAUAUGUGCAGAGAUGAUGUUUAGCCUUGUCGGAAAGAGCAAACUGCGAAAGGAAAGGAAGUCACUACUCUGUGGCUGUCACAGUAUAUACAGCUCCAAAUUCUGGAAUGUCGCCGGCUUCCAUCGCUGUAAACUUUUUCAAAAGGGCGCAAGAAGAUCUUUUAUUUGACUAAUAUAAAAGUUUCUUCUGGCCAUGGUCGUCCAUGACAAACUUGAUCUCCAGUGCACCACAGCAGUGUGCCUAGAACUCACGUUCUACCGAUACAACAUCGAAUGGAAGCUCCUCCGAAGAGGCUAAGCUAUACGUCUUCAAUUUCGUUUUCUUUCGUUUCUCGACUAACAAAAGAUCUCUUGAGACUAGAUUUUAAAUCAAAAUGUAAGAUAAGAUGGACAUAAGAUGAAUGAGCACAGGCUCUUUAGUUUUA
Molecule: messenger RNA, 3135 nt
Organism: Selaginella moellendorffii
Lineage: Eukaryota; Viridiplantae; Streptophyta; Lycopodiopsida; Selaginellales; Selaginellaceae
Exons: 4
Coding region: 180-2879 (899 amino acids)
Source: RefSeq, a predicted model, not a curated record